Molecule: messenger RNA, 570 nt
Organism: Protopolystoma xenopodis
Lineage: Eukaryota; Metazoa; Platyhelminthes; Monogenea; Polystomatidea; Polystomatidae
Source: the annotation of a GenBank genome assembly
CUGCAAACACUCAGUGCACUUCUUAUUCUCCAUCUUUUUGAAAGCACCAACAUUUUUCUUUUUUCAGACAAGCUAGCGGCCAGAGAACAACGUCGAGACUCCUGUCCCUUAGCCUCGAACAAGGCUUCUUCUUUUUCGGCUGCAUACAAUUUAGCCCAACCUCAGGUUCUUUCAACUUCAACACCACCAAUUCCACAUUCACCCCGAUCAUCCCAACCACCGCCACCAAUACUACAUUUCCCAUUGCCAUUGCCUCCACGUUCUUCUAGAUUACCUGUACAACGAGCAAUAGCCAUUUCUUCACUAUCACAGCAACAGGCUGAUCAACAGCCUCCACCACUUUCAUGGAAAGUGAGCGGACGUACUCGGCUCCUUCCCUCUCGUACGGAGGGACAAGUUCGAACUCCACAGCUUCCCCUUCCACCAUCUCAGCUUACUUCACCCUCUCACUACGUGCUUAAAGAGGGUGUCACCUCGGUAACUGCUAGCGAGGGAAACAAUUUAUUGCAGGAAUCCAGCCUACCUCUUUCACUAGCAUCUGAAGCCAACUAUGGUGGCAGUAACAACUAG